Messenger RNA from Copidosoma floridanum, 7657 nucleotides. It is a transcript of the gene Atg2, whose product is annotated as Autophagy-related 2. The record is from RefSeq and is a predicted model, not a curated record. Gene Ontology annotation, biological process: glycophagy; reticulophagy; autophagosome assembly. Gene Ontology annotation, molecular function: protein-membrane adaptor activity; phosphatidylinositol-3-phosphate binding. Gene Ontology annotation, cellular component: phagophore assembly site; phagophore. NCBI's taxonomy places the organism in Eukaryota, Metazoa, Arthropoda, Insecta, Hymenoptera, Encyrtidae.
AACUCACCGCUCGUUUGUUUAUCAAUUUUGAGCAAUCUUUGCUUACGAAUAAAUUAAUCGAGAGUGUGUGUUCGAUUGUAGUAAAUAAUGUUGACCAAAACACGCAACAACUCACUGGGAGACAGCCGAAUCAAAAAGUUUCGACUAGCUGGUUUCGACCAACCACAAGAUUGUUUUAGAGCCUUAACAGAUUGUCUUCAAAACAAUGAAGUAGUGAUUUCGGGUGCCUAGAUCAUAGAGCUAUGAAAUUAAGUAGUGAUUCAUAGUGAUUUAAAAACUCUUAAUUUUUCAAAUGUCUAUCAUUACUUUUGUCUAUGAAGAUAUGAUAUAUAUAUUUGUCUCAGCCCAAGGACAAAGGACCCAAGGCCAUCCAUAACAUAAAGAACAGGGCAAAAACCAGAAACGUCGUAAUUUGUAUAAAAACUUAUAUAAAAACACUGGAGGAGAGAGAAAGAUAAAACUGAAGAUGGAAAGGGAAAAAAAACAAAACACGAGAGAGAGUAAGGAGUACAGUUGAGUUACAGUAGAGUAGACAUACGAGACAGAAAGAGAGAACGUAAAAUAGAAAGGAGAAUCAAGAAGAUAAAUAAAGGAGCUGCUGGAGUGUAUAUGACUCAGCUGUUGAUCUGUUUUCAUGUUAGUAGUUACAGAUCGACACACGUGCUGCUACAGUAGUCAAACAAAUUAUUGGGCCCGUCCAAAUAACAGCAACCAAACCAAAACACAAAAUUGUGUUGAUUUCUUCUGGCACUUUGGUUCAAACGUUCAUGACUCACAGAGUCACAGCUCAUGACAGUAUUGACAAUAGCUACAACGCGUCAGUACGUUUUGUGUUGAGCCUCACAAGUAAUCACUCACUCUUCUGUUUUUCAUUAUUACAUUACCAACAGUUUCUCAGAACUUUGCUCAGCUUAAAUGAAUUGUUUCUCGUCUCAGCUCAGCUGCUGUUAAUGGAGCAUCAUUUCAAGUUUUGUUGUACUUCCAUACUUAAGUUGUUAAAGUGUUAAACGUCCACCCGUGUGCGCGUUCUCUCUUCUUCUCAGUUCUCUUGUGUUACUUCAACUUAAAGUAUAGGUAUAUAUAUUACGACGUAGUCGUACGUAGCUGAUGCAGCUGCGCGCUGCUGGGCGGUCUGGGCCGUUGUUUUGACACAAUAAUAGAGAGUACAGAGGAGUAGGUACACGACAGAGACUCAGGCUGGAAGCCUGGAUGACUACGACGCGCUGUGUUGUUUGGGAUCAGUUCUCGGGUCGAUUUACCCAUCUACGGAAACAACGCGUGCUGGUCUAUACUCAAGCACAACCAAUGCAUCUUAGCGGGUGAGAUGUUUAAAUUAAACAUACUGCCGUUGCAAUGGCACGAGCAAGGCAAGAAGCUCAUUUGCACCUACCUGAUCAAACGCUACUGCGGACAGUUCCUUGAGGAUGAUCUUGACAUCAACAAGCUGUCCAUUAAUCUCUACCAUGGCAACAUCGACGUGGGUAACGUCCGUCUCGACGUACAGGCUUUCAAUGAAAUGUCAGAAAAAUAUAAUCUGCCAGUGGACCUCAUAUCCGGUAGUGCCGAUAAAAUCGUGGCCAAUAUACCCUGGACACGAUUGCUUACCGAGAGUACCUAUAUUGAAAUCACCGGAUUGAAGCUAGUUUUAAAGCCUAAACCGAGACUUAAGCCAGAUAGCUCUGUACUAGAGUCUAUGAUGAAUUCCAUGACUUCCAGCAUGCAAUUAGCUGCAGAAUGCUUGAAACAGGAAGACAAUGCAAGUAACAAUCAACCCAUAGAAGGAAUUGAAUUGUGUGCUAACACUAUAGACUCGGUAUUUUCCAAAAUAAAAGUGCGAUUUAAGAACGUCGUGAUACGCUUGGAGCAUGUGCCACUGGAUUCACAGACGGGAGUAGCCAUAGAAAUUCGGAUUGAGACUCUGGAUUAUUCUGACGAGGCGAGCUCCGAUCCGUCACCCGAAACCACGGAUCCCGACCAACCGAACAAAGGAUUUCUUGUGUCAGCUUUUUCUACCAAACGUUUUUACCUCGAAGGUGUAACUUUUCAUCUCGAUGAGUUCCCGUCACAAUGCAGAACUACUUCUCGUCGAAUAUCGGAUAGCAGAGAAUCGUCUCCCGACUCAAAUGAUUCAGAUGGCCAUUAUUCGUCCGCGCAAAUAUCUCCAACGCAAAAUAUGCAAAUACCACCCAGAAGAAGUACGUAUAUUGAAACCGAUGAUAAAUUCAAUCCCAUUAUGUGUGCAAAAUUAUCUGGAUCUCAGGAAAUUCGCUUGCGGUUAAAACAAGAUUCCAGUAUCGCGGGAUCUAAAGUAGAGUUAACGGUAACUUUGGGUUCUCUUAUAAUGUUUCUGAGUCCACGGCAAGCUCACGUUUUGUACGAGUUGUUGAACGGUCUCGCGUCACCAGAUGAUAAUGAAACGACCAGUGUUAUGCCAAGAACCGUUUGUGCCGAAAAGCCCAUGGUUCAUAGCGAUUUCAACCGAGUUGAACGUGAGCUUCUUAGUCAGAUCAAUCCUAUGCAAGGGCUGCGCACGAUGGAUUUGCGUAACAAUCAAGGCUGGUCGAGCAAUCCAGCGGAUUCGGACAAUGAGGAUGAAUUCUUGCCAAUGGUGCGAUUGCAUCACAUCGGAAGUAGCGGUUCAAUGACCAACUCGAUCAACAGCAAUGUAAAUGCGAGUAUGGACGGUAGCUUCACAGCUAACAGUGUAAGCUCCAAGAGUUCAGUCGGUGGAGGCAAGCAUCACAAGUAUCGAAACAGCAUCGACGUAGAUCCAUCGGUCGAGACGUCACAAUUCAAUUUACGCAUCGCAUCGGUCGCUUUGGUGCUGUUGCACGAAGAGAUACUUAUCGAGGGUGUUGAUGGUGGACUUUCCAAGACGAGCAUAAAUGUGAUGAAAAGUACGGCUGAAGAGUUCUUCAACAAGCUCGGCGCGCUUGCGAGUAACGUUUACGGUAACAAGGACUUUGAAAAGAUCUCGCAGUUGUUUUCAGAUAUUUGUCAACUUAGUCAUUUGAGAUUUUUGGGAGCUCCUUUAGUAAUCAACGGUAGCGAGGAAAAAACUAUGCAUGGCUGUUAUUUAUCUGGCAACUUAACAUUAGCUAGCUUAGGGAUUCUCGAAUGUUUGUUUGAUAAAAUAAGUAGUCAAGGAUCAACGUUUGUAGAGCUGCUUACAUUUAUUAAAGAUAACGCGGAGAAUAACGCAGGUUUCUCAAACAAAAUGGACUUGAAGAUGUCAUUUAAAUAUACUCAGAAGGCUGUGAGACGUGGUCAAAUGACAAGAUACAUACAACCUCGCACGUUGUUUGAUAUUGAGCUGGCGCCAUGUCAAGGCGAGUUUGAUAUAACAAUAGUUGAUAGAAUAUCUGCCCUUUUGAACCCGAGUCCUAUUUGUGUAUCUAGUCCAGCUACAGUUGCAGCUAAAGAAAACAUGAACCAGCAUACUUUGUUUAAGCAAGCGGUCGAAGGUCCAUCACUGCCAGAUUCACAUGUAGAUAUUAAAGUUUCAACUCCAAAAUGUGCAAUAAAACUUCGAUUUCCUAUACCCGAUCUUCGGCCUCUCCACGAUAUAAAUCGUACCCCCUGGUGGAAACGCGAAGUUCGUCCAGACUAUGUAACUCUUAAUCUCACAGAUGCCAAGCUUCACACGUCAUUCGAAAGCAACGCGUUUUAUCUAUCACGACACGAAGUCCAGUGCAGGCAUAUGUUGCUCACUUACACAGAGGCAGAUUCAGACAUACCACUGGAGAUCGGUAAGGUAUCGUCGGACCAGUGCCGCGUCGAUGAUUCAAUGCACAACGAGCCGGAGGAUAUGUGCUGGCCACGACUCGUCGUUACGUUGUUCCCUCAACAGUAUGGUGCACCACUCGAGGACAGUUCGGAAGGUGAACCUGAAAGCAUGGAAGACUCGAUGGAACAUCAGCUAAAGUACCAGCCAUCGCCAUUCAGUUCGAAAAAAAUCAUCCACGAGUCUGAUACACCACACUCUAAACGCACAUAUGAAAAAAAAGAUGGUGCGGAAGUAAGGGAAGGUGAGGAAGUGAUCACUCCUGGGAACAAGGCAGAAAUGAAUGAGUUUAUUGAGGAGGGGACCAGGAGUUCAAGAAUUCGUUUGGAAAUCGGAUUACCAUGUGCUUCUGUUCAGAUUCCGUCGAAACAUCUGUACGAAUUAAUAUACAAUAGAUUCAACACAGAUUUGCUGCUUUGGAAACCAUCUGCACCAAAGUCUAAACACACGACUCACACAGACACGAACAUCGGUCUAGAUUUGGCAUCAACCUUGUUGCAGGAAUCCGUGAUACCCAAGUUUAGCAUGUGCAAAAGUGGAAUAGGAUAUGGUUCUGACUCUGACUCGGAUGAAGAAGGAAUAUUUCACUCGACCACAGACAAAGCUAACAACCGUGACAAACAAAAUCGUGUUUUUAAAAACGGUCAAAGCAAAAUUUGUGUACUGUUGAACAUAAAUCAGGGUCUACUAUCUAUGUACACUCCAGUCAGAGAUUCUUCGCACAGAGUCAUACCUGGACAACACGGUGAAAUCGUUUUGAGACUCGAUGAAAUGACCAUAUUCUCUGUUACCAGUUACAAAGGCGAUGAGAAUUUAGGAUACGUGUGCGUCAUGUCUAAAGAGGUAUUGCUGCAUCAUUGCGGCAUAACUACCAUGCAUUCGCAGACUCCUCCUUUACGAUCUAUCAACAGCAUUAUACCAAAGCAUUGUCAGCGUACGAUAUACAGAAGUGAAUCUGGUGCUAAUAUUAGGAUGGAAGCUAUGGAUAAAGACAUGUUAUUUGUUGCCGUUCGAAUACAAUCUGCCCAAGAAACUCAACGAAUUAAAACUUUUAGAGUGGCCGUUGGUUUAAACAAUGCAACCUUAAAGCAUAAAGUGUGUGCUACCCAAAACUCCUGGUACUCACAAAUGAUUGAUUGUCUGGAUGUCAAAGAUCAUCCAGUUCUGGGGUACAUUCCACCUGGAGUUUUGACUGAACUACAUGUUCAUUUUUGGGAUAGCGCUAUAGAUUAUUGCCCAAUAAAUUUACCCUUGCGUUCGAUGAUAACGCUCGAAAGCUUCGGAAUUUCGAGUAACAUCGCCGCGCAGACCAACACAUCGACUUUACGCUUCAUUUCCGAGAACGUAGCCCUGUUUAUUUCGGAUAAAUUGAGCACGUACGUGGAUUUACGAAACGACUACGUGUGCGUCAUGGAUUUUGGUCUGUUCGAGCUGUCGCUGCGCUUAAACGAGAAGAUGUGCGGCGGUGCACCGAGAAUAGAUCUGCGUGCGAGCAACAAUGUACUUCACUUGCGCACCUGCUCGGAUUCUUGUAAAGCACUUACGCAGCUGCUCACUUACUUUGCCAGUGAUGGUGAUCUUGCCCCGGCAAAUUGUGGCAGUACCGAGAGUAUAGCUGUCCCGGGUUCUGAGGACGGAGAGAGCUUGCUUGGCGAUGACCCGGUGAAUUAUCUCAGUAAAAGCCAAGCUGAACGCGUCAACAGUUUGGUCGAAGAUGCUAUGGAAGACACUGAUAAAACCGAGAUAGCAGCUAUAGCAUCGAGAGCGCGAGAGAAAGAAAAGCAGAUGAAAGUGUUCUUCUUCCCGGACGAGUCGAAACCAACAGCGUCCAAAAAUGCCAACGAAAAUACAAGUGCGGCCGAAAGUGAAAAUGCUGUCGCCGAUCAUAUAAUCGAAUACGAUGAUCCUGACGACGAUUUUUGCAUUUUGGGCGAGGAAGCUGGAGUUGGUAUACUUCCGCGCACAGGCUUGCCGGAAGUCAGAUGGCUGUGUAACGAGUCUCUACGUAUCGUGGACAAUCAUUUUCCAAUGCCAAUCGGGAAGGUUGAUAUGCUGAAGGCGCCCAAGAAUUUUCCAGCGCCGGUGCUCAAAUACACGCUGUGUGAAAUGACGUUGGUCUGGCACAUGUACGGCGGCAAAGACUUUGGUGAGCCACAGCAGCUGAUGCCCUUUAAGAAGCACAUUACCAUUUACGACAAUUACACGUAUCAUCAGGAAAAUAGAAGUCACUCAGCUUUGGAUGAAGUGACUUUUAGUAAAGCAUCUCCCAAUAAAGUUCACUUUGGCAGUGUGCCCAGCUCACCGCGAGCGCGUUACCAAGAUCCUUGCUCAGAUUGGAAGACACAAGGCGGACCGGGGCGCAAUCUUAAUGUGCUGAUGGAGCUGCAGUUGGAUAAGGUGCGCUUUCAACACGAUGUAUAUCCAGACAACACGAAGGAAGCCUCGCGCCAAGUUCUGCUGAUCAGUAACAUCGAGAUGCGUGACAGAUUGGCUACGUCGCAGAUCAACAAAUUCCUCUACCAGUACAGCAGCGAUGCUUUACCCAAGCAAACUCACGCAAACAUGUUUUCCGUGAGAGCCUUGCACGUGCGUCCUGAUCCUCAGAUAGCGUCUCAAGAGUGUAGCCUGAAAAUCAGCCUACUGCCUGUGCGGCUGAACAUCGACCAGGACAGUUUGCUGUUUCUUAUUUCGUUCUUUAGCGAGCUUGGUAGUUGCGCUAAGCAGGACAUCGACAGUACGUCGCUGACGAGUAGCAUGUCAUCACUGUCUGGCUCAAAGCAGGGCACGCCAACGCAUCAUCCAGUCAUGUGCGUAGCAGAAGACGAUGUUAAUGCAAAUGACACUGUAGACGUGCAAAACAAUGCCAACAUAGAUCAAAACCUGAUGAUUUUGUUGGAGGAUGAGCUAACUAUCAAGGAAUCGAAGCCAAGCGCGAAAAUAAUGACGGAGACACAAGAUCUCAGUCAACCCGUGUAUUUCAGAAGUGUGACGUUUGCGCCGGAAGUUUUAGUACGAUUAGAUUACCAUGGAAGAAAUCGUAUCGAUCUCACACACGGACCAUUGGCCGGUUUGAUAAUGGGACUGACUCAGUUGAAUUGUUCCGAGUUAAGACUGAAGAAAUUGAUGCAUCGACACGGUUUAUUGGGUUUCGAAAAAUUGAUUGCCUUUAUAUUUUCGGAGUGGCUGCAAGACAUCAAGAAAAAUCAGCUCCCCAGUCUGUUGGGUGGAGUUGGCCCUAUGCACUCCCUUGUUCAACUGUUCCAAGGAAUACGGGAUCUGUUUUGGCUUCCAAUCGAGCAGUACCAGAAGGACGGCAGAAUAGUUCGAGGACUUCAGCGUGGUGCCAAUAGUUUCACUACAUCGACGGCAAUGGCAGCAUUGGAGCUGACCUCGCGACUUGUCCUUGCCAUACAAAGUACAGCUGAAACAGCAUAUGACAUGGUCAGUCCAGGUCCGAGCGUAAGACGUCCCACGAAAGGCCGUAAAGGUCGCAAGAAACGCUAUAACCAGCCUCUUGACAUUCGAGAGGGUAUGACUAAUGCCUAUAUGCUUGUCAAAGAGGGAAUCAAUGAGACGGCUACCCAACUAGUAAGAGUGGCGAGUGAGGAGCACGAACAAAAGGGUGUCACUGGUGCCGUGGGUGCUGUUGUACGUCAGAUACCACCAACGGUCGUGGCGCCAUUCAUUAUAGCGACCGAGGCGACCAACAACGUUCUUGGCGGUAUGAGAUCUCAACUGGUGCCAGACGCUAGACGCGAGGCCGUCCAAAAGUGGAGGAUGGAUUCUAACUAAACGUGUACAUAUGCCAUAAAACGAAAUUUUUUUACAACAGAGGUGCGACAAACCGAAUACUGAAUUGAAUUCAAAUCGAAA